Messenger RNA from Benincasa hispida (wax gourd), 1632 nucleotides. It is a transcript of the gene NGA1, whose product is annotated as AP2/B3-like transcriptional factor family protein. Gene Ontology annotation, molecular function: DNA-binding transcription factor activity; DNA binding. NCBI's taxonomy places the organism in Eukaryota, Viridiplantae, Streptophyta, Magnoliopsida, Cucurbitales, Cucurbitaceae. The record is from RefSeq and is a predicted model, not a curated record.
ACUCUUUUCUCUUUCUCUUUCUCUCUCUCUCUCUCUCUCUCUUUUGUGAUUUGUGUAUGUGUGUGAGUGGAGCUCAAUUUCCUCUCAAGUGUGUGUAUUGAAAUUUCAAGAAUUUAAUACCACCAAAAAAGUAAAAAGAAUCAACUUGAUAUCCUUCCCCCAAUUACUUAUCCUUUUAGGGUUUACAAAAGCAACCAAAAUAGAUAUGCUUCUUUUCUGAUCCCCCCUCUCACCCUUCCAAACCCCAAAAUUAAUGAAUUUUCACAAACAAGACAUGGAAUUUCUUACCAAAACAAGACAAGAUCAAGAUGAAGAAGAAGAAGAUGAAGAAGAAGAAGAGGAUCAAGAUCAAGAUCAAGAUGAAGAAAUCAAGAGUAGUAUUGUUGCAUGCAAUUUCUUCCCAAAUUCUCACUCCCAAUUAACCCAACAACAAGAUCAAGAUCAUGAAAGUGGAAAUUAUGAGUCUCAAAAUGAAGAUCAUCAACCAAUUCUCAUGGAUUUAUCCUUAAGAAUGGAAAGCAAUGGCUUUGUUGAUGUUGUAGAAAGAGAACACAUGUUUGAUAAAGUUGUUACUCCAAGUGAUGUUGGCAAAUUAAACCGUUUAGUUAUCCCAAAACAACAUGCUGAGAAAUACUUCCCUUUAGAUUCAACCACAAAUGAGAAAGGCCUCAUCUUAAACUUUGAAGACCGUCAUGGAAAGCCUUGGCGCUUUCGUUACUCUUAUUGGAAUAGUAGCCAAAGCUAUGUCAUGACAAAAGGUUGGAGCCGUUUUGUUAAGGAGAAAAAACUCGACGCGGGCGACAUCGUUUCCUUCCACCGAGCUCUCCCAAGUCAUUCCGCUAAUGAUAACCGUCUUUUUAUCGAUUGGCGCCGUCGUCGCCCCGAUGCUCCUGCUCCUCAUCACCAUCAUCACCACCAUUUCUCCAACCCUUUUCUCCUCCGUUGGGCUACAGCUCGUCACUUGCCACCACCACCUCCUCCGCGACGAAUUACAACUCACAACCACCAUCUUUACCCUCAUUACGGGCUUGAAAUCCCUAAUUUUGGGAUGUCUAAUAACAAUAAUUCUUCCAUGUAUUAUUUUAGACCUUUGUCGUCGUCAUCGUCUUCUUCUUCAUCUCUUUAUAGGAUGGGAAAUGGGGAUGAGAUUGUUGUUAAUAAUCAAGGAUGUUCUUCUAUGGGGAUUAUUAACAAACCCGACUCCGGCGCUGCGAAACGGUUGAGACUCUUUGGAGUUAAUAUGGAGUGUGCUUCACCAGAGGUAGACGGAGGAGGAGGAAGAGAGGAUGUGUCAAAUGGCGGCGUUUCGAGAAGAGGGAAAGAACCCUUGUCGUUGAAUUGGGAUUUACUUUGAUUCAAGAGACAAACGAGACUACAGAAACCAAAAGGAGGAAGAACAAACAAAAAAAGGUUUGGAAAUUUUAUAUGGGAAUCUUCCAUUAUAUAUGAAUUUUUCUUUUUCUUUUUCUUUUUCUUUUUUCUUUUUUCUUUUUUUUUUUUAACACAUUUUGCUGUCUAAUUUUCACGAAUAUUGGAAGUUGAAGAAAAGGAAGAUAUUGAGAUAUAUCAAUCAUCAAAAUUGUUCAUCUUUGUAGCCCUUUGAAGUUCAUUUUAUUCUAAUUAUUACUGAAA